AUGUUGGCGGAUCCUACGUUCUUUGAGCCUGGAUCAAUCGAUAUGAUCAUCGGUGCUGAGUAUUAUUACGAUUUACUGGGGGGAGGCAAGAUCAAACUAUGCGACGGUGGACCCACUCUUCAUGAAACCGUUUUUGGAUGGGUUGUCUCUGGCCGUGUACCUGGAUCAUCUCCAGUAGCACAACGAACCCAUUCUCACCCUAUCACUUCUCCUGAUCUCAACGAUCUGCUCACCAAAUUUUGGGAGCUCGAGUCUUGCCACUCUGGAGGCACGUUGUCCGUGGAAGAAUCAGCGUGUGAAGAGAUAUUCGAACGAGCUCCCAUCCGCAAUGAAGUUGGUAGAUUCGUAGUCACUCUACCAAAAAAGGAAGCUGUCAUUCAAAGAUUGGGUGACUCCAAGGCCACCGCUUUAAAGCGAUUCCAUGGACUAGAGCGUCGGUUUGCAACACACAGUACUUUGAAAGAGGCGUAUUUCGACUUCAUCGAGGAAUACAAGUCCAUGGGCCAUAUGGAAGAAGUACUAGAAGGAGAAGAACCUGUCUACUAUUUGCCACAUCACGCUGUAUUGAAGCCUGACAGCACCACCACAAAACUCCGGGUCGUAUUCGACGCUUCAUGCCGCACGACAACAGGAAUCUCCCUAAAUGAUGGGUUGAUGGUGGGUCCAGUUGUCCAGGAUGAUCUGCACACCAUUGCCUUACGCUUCCGGUUUUGGAGCCAUGCACUCGUUGUAGACGUGGCAAAAAUAUAUAGGAUGGUGGACGUUUGA
Messenger RNA from Armigeres subalbatus, 768 nucleotides. RefSeq lists its product as uncharacterized. NCBI's taxonomy places the organism in Eukaryota, Metazoa, Arthropoda, Insecta, Diptera, Culicidae. The record is from RefSeq and is a predicted model, not a curated record. The transcript has a single exon. The coding region runs from base 1 to 768 and encodes 255 amino acids.